Messenger RNA from Penicillium olsonii, 1233 nucleotides. The record is from the annotation of a GenBank genome assembly. Lineage: Eukaryota; Fungi; Ascomycota; Eurotiomycetes; Eurotiales; Aspergillaceae.
AUGCCUGCGGACUGGGCUCUUGGCAGCCUGAUUAUAGCAGUCAUCGCCCUUCUCAUAAGUAGGGAUUUUCCGAUGACCCUGCUCAUGAAAACGAUAAUUGCUACCUGCUUGCAGUGGUUUUGCUCUGAAUCGGCUCUAUGUGAUUCUGCUGUCUGGGAUGAUCUACCAGAUACGUAUUUUCAUUUCCAUCAGAACUGCGCAAGUGACUUACCCGGAGGUGAGCUGUUUCGCAAACUUCCGUGCUCUCAUCGCACAGAAACCUUCUUGGAAUAUUUUUCGAGCUUGAUAGCUUGUGGGGAAAAAAGGGCAGUCAAAAAGCCUCAUGACUUAGAUCUAAUGCGGAAGUAUUUCCAUACGGAUGUGAAAACGCUAUUGAUGUGUUUCAUGUCUACCAUUGACGACAAAGGCGCCUGGCUGUUCAAUCAUGAUGUGUCUUCCAAUUCCUAUACUUUCAUGUUUUCUAAGUUCGGGAAACCGUCAUUUUUAGCACUGAAGAGGCACUCGAACUACUUCGAAGCCGACAUCCACGCCCCGUGCCGAGAUUGCCAUAUCGUGAACCAGCGGACGAAGACAGAGUUGGAAAGCAUUAUCGUAUCGGGCGCACCACCAUGGUACCAGCAAAUUCUACAAAACAAACAUCAUGUAACAUUCCGCUUCCCAGAGCCGAAUGAUCGAAGCAUGGCACGUGCUGGCUGGAUUGUAGCCAUCGGCCUCGGCGACGCCAACGCAUUGCCCUAUUUUGGAACUUCCUUCGGUAAUUUUCGGACAUUAUCACCAUCUUCCCACCACAGAGGACCUAGUAAAGGUUCGUCAUAUUGGCAGGGAUGUCAGUACCUCCAAGGGUUUCUAUGUGACCAAAUUGGGGAUCAAUUCCCCGGAAAUGAGCUUGUGCAAAUUACAAACCAAGUCAUCAGAGGAAUGUUGGAUGAUCACACAGGUAGCGGAAUAUCCAGAUUCCUAAACCAUACACCACUUGAGAAUGCGGUCUGCAGUGGCAGGUACACGGAAGGGCUUGACGCAUCUGACAUUGAAUUUGCGAUCAAUGUAUUCAACAGCCUUUACCUUGCGGAGUCUGACAUCCAGCGUCUACGAGGGAUCAUGCUACCAGUACUCGCAGGAUCCAUCAGGGGCCUCCACAAGGUUUUGCAGCAUCUGAACAGCCACAGCUUUCAAUUAAGAGGCGACUUCAAUGACCUAGUGGUCCAGAACUCUCCUGUUUUCCUUGGUUACUAA